This is a messenger RNA of Fomitiporia mediterranea MF3/22, 1548 nucleotides long. RefSeq names its product galactose mutarotase-like protein. Lineage: Eukaryota; Fungi; Basidiomycota; Agaricomycetes; Hymenochaetales; Hymenochaetaceae. The transcript is spliced from 10 exons. Gene Ontology annotation, molecular function: carbohydrate binding; aldose 1-epimerase activity. The record is from RefSeq and is a predicted model, not a curated record. Gene Ontology annotation, biological process: beta-D-galactose catabolic process via UDP-galactose, Leloir pathway; glucose metabolic process. The coding region runs from base 43 to 1329 and encodes 428 amino acids.
AUCUCUAUCUGUGCUCUUCUAAGAGUCAAUAGCUACAUUAUUAUGACAUCUCCUGGAUUUACUCCUCUCGUUCUUGCUCUACCAUCUUUAACUCCCUCUUUGGCAAUCGAAAUCUUGCCUCAUGGACUCACAAUCCACAGGAUCAUUGUGCAGGCUGACGGGAAGACUCACGAUAUCCUUAUCGGUCCAGAGAAACCCGAAGACUUCCUCAGCGAAUUCCACAAAUACCACAACACCAUCGUCGGUCGUUAUACCAAUCGUGUUCCAGUAGGCGAACAUCAAAUUGAGCGUGGCGGGUUCAAGUCACAGUUCGUUGCUCAAGGCAAUCAGAAGGACCCAAAAGUCUCACUUCAUGGAGGUCCCAAAGGUUUCGAUGACGUCGAUUGGGAACCUAUCGAUCCAUUCUCUUCCACACUUUUCAGCGAUGAAGAGAAGGUAUCCAUCGGUUCGAUCCCAGCUGCUGUUAUCUUCCGAUACACCUCUCCAGAUGGCGACCAAGGCUUCCCCGGGACGCUGCUUAACGAAGUCCUUAUUGGACUUGUGAACCCGAGUCAAGUCGCUAUUGAUAAUGCGAAGCAGGAGUAUCCACUUGGAAGUAUCUUGUUCGUUUAUAGGGCGAAGUUGAUUGAGGAGAAGAAGGUUACGCCUGUGAAUCUUACACAGCAUUGGGGAUUCAACCUCGAAGCAAGUCUUCAAGGGGACGAGUCGACUCACAAUGUCAAGGAUCAUAAUCUGCACAUCAAGUCCGGCCACUCAGUCGAGCUCGACCCGAGCUUUCUCUCAACAGGCAAGCUCAACCCCGUCCAAGGAACACCUCGAGACCACAAAUCAAAACGUAUCGGUGACCAAUGGCCUAAUGACGGUUACGAUGAAUUCUACGUAUUCGAAAAAUCCGCACCUACACCAAUCCCAACACGUAUCCCAUUGAGCGAGUUCCCAAAGAUGGAUUUGAUACAGGAUGUUAUCCAUCCGAGACAAGCGGAUCCUUCUUCUCCUUCUUCUCCUCCUGUUGUUGAGCUUUCUUCGGAUAAGUCUGGUUUAAACUUGUCGUUCUUCACUAAUCAGUCCGGCGUCCAAUUCUACUCCGGUAACCUGAUCCUUCCCGACAGCUCACGAAAGAGGAUACACGGAGGGAGUGGACAGCUAGGGAAGGGUGAUGGGUACAAACCAGGAGCUGCUGCCUUCCUCGAGUUCCACGAGCCGCUUGCCGCAUGGCUGCACCCCGAGACAAGUCUAUCAGGGAACGAUACGCUCCUCGCGUCGGGAGAGCUGUAUAACAACUUUGUUAAGUUGGACGUUACGUAUAAGAACCCGGCGAGGGGACAGUGAUUGGAGGUUGGUGAUUUAGUGGUUUGGAGGCUCGGUUUGCUUAGUUUGCUUGGUGAUAAUGAAUGAUUGGAUUUGGAUAUGGAUAUGGGAUAUAUGGGUAUGAAGUUGGCGAUGGAAUAAUGAUUGUGUUUGUACGGUUAUUUGUAUGAUUUUGUGUGAUGCCCGAAAUAACAUGUAUAUUAUGUAUAUUUUUUUCCGUUAUGAAAGCUGGCUAUGGGA